This is a messenger RNA of Coregonus sp. 'balchen', 5147 nucleotides long. The record is from the annotation of a GenBank genome assembly. Lineage: Eukaryota; Metazoa; Chordata; Actinopteri; Salmoniformes; Salmonidae.
UCGCUGAGUUAUUUUUUCCCCUACAGAGAUCUACUCGCUGAAUUACAUCUACACUGCCCUAUCAAAACCAGUACAAUUGCCUGGUAUCCAUGAAUUCACUGCCAUGGGUCUGAUGAAUGACAAACAGAUUGACUACUAUGACAGUGUGGCAAAGAAGAAGAUUCCCAAACAGGACUGGAUGAGAGACAAGCUGCCAGCAGACUACUGGGAAAAAGGCACCCAGUCACGCAAGAGCAAGGAACAGUGGUUCAAAGUCAAUGUCAACAUCCUGAUGGACCGUAUGAGGCACAACAACACUGGUGCGAAACCACACUUGCAUUUGUAUCACUCUACAUAGCCUACUGUACAUAUUUUACUAAAUCUAAAAGAUAAUGGAUUCACUUCUAAGUAUAAUGCAAAAAGACUUGACCAUACCAUAGGUAAGGCAUUCCCUCUCCUAUUCUACUUGUUUUUCCUCUCAGAUGUCCAUAUCCUUCAGUGGAAGCAUGGCUGUGAGGUUGCCAAACAGAGUGACGGCACAUUGAAAUUCAUAAAGGGCACUGACCAAUACAGCUACGAUGGUGACGACUUCCUGGCCUUUGAUGAUGCCACUAUGCAGUGGGUGGCCCCAGUCGAUCAAGCUCUGCCGACUAAGAGGAAGUGGGACGGGGUGCAGAUCCUCAACCAGUACACCAAGGGCUACCUGGAGAAGGAGUGUGUGGACUGGCUGUCCAAAUUCAUGGCAUAUGGGGACAAAGAAUUCAGUAGCGCUGACUGUGAGUACUUAUGAAAAACAAGCUAACAUUUGGUCAUCUGAACUUCAAAUAGUGUAAAUGUGGAUUACAGAAAAGGCAUAUUUGUACAUGUGAGAUCAGACAUGAAACACUCAUGUUCUCUGUUUAUUCCCUCUUUAGCCCCUCCAAAGGUCUAUGCUUUUGCUAAAAAAGCCAAAAUUGAAGGACAUAUCCGACUGACUUGCAUGGCCACAGGUUUCUUUCCCAAAGAUGUGGUAAUGCAUAUUAAGAAGAAUGGGGUCCAAUUGACGAAACAUGAUGGAGUGCAGUCUGACGGAGUCUUACCCAAUGAUGACGAGACCUACCAGAUCAGGAUGAGUGUGCAGAUUCCAGAGGAUGACAAGGAAACAUAUGAAUGUUAUGUCAACCAUACAACGUUGACGGAGCCAAUUGUGGUCAAAUGGGGUAAAGUAGUCCUUAUGUUUAAUAUACCGGUACUGUAUCUAUUUUCAACAAAGCAGUUAUUAGCAUGGUUAUCAAUUGUGGUAAAAUCAGACGUUUAUGAGUCUCUAAUGAGGUCAUGAAUGCAGAAUAUUAAAAUGUGAGUCAACUGUUUUUUCAAGCUCAAUGUGUAAGAUGUUAUUGUUAAUGCUGAAUAUGUCCUCUUAUCUUGUCUCCCAUGCAGAUGGAAAAUGCUGGGAUUGUAGCCAAGUCACAGUUAUCAUUGGUGCUGUUGUUGGUGUUGUGGUGGUCCUCCUGUUAACCGUGGUUAUCACACUGUUGGCUCUUUGGAAGAAAGGCAAAAUAUGUAAGUUUCUCACAUUGUGAAUGAAUUUCAUAAAGUAUGUUUUUUUCCGUAUUGUUAUUGUUCUGUGAGAUAAACUGAAGUGAUUAUGGUCCUUUCUGAAGAGAGUUGGCAUGUUGCAACCUUUUUUUCACAUUAGUGCAUGAUUUUAGUCAAUCUUGAGUCAGGAGGUCAAACAAAGUGAAGUAUUAUAUAUUGAUUUUUCUUCCCAUGUGUUUCCACUGUUUCUUCCCACUGUUUCUGAUACAAUUUCAAACCUGCCAUAUUUGGCGUUAACAUCUUGCUCCAUUGUUAUAGGUGCUGGUAAAACAGGAGCUCUACCACUUACUGGGAUCCAGGCACCUCUAAAUGGUACUGCUUAUACAAUGUUAUGUUUUCUUCCUUCCUUUAACAAUUACAUGUAUGUCAGUAGCAUUGCAAUACAAAAGAUCUGGUAAGGAUAUGUAUAAUGAUGGGCCAUCUUAUGAGUGUUAAUUGUAGUGAUUUAAUUAUGACUUGUGAGGAUUAAAUUAAUGACAGCCCCCUAAUCCUUGAUUUUACACAUCAGUUAUGUUUAUUAAUCACAUACUGAUGAAUAGUUUGGCCCCAUUAUUGUCUACUUGUUGUUUUGGACAAUGCUGAUCAGUAUAAAGCACAAUGUUAAUCAAACAGACUUAACCAUGGACUUGCAGAGUUAUUCUGUUCACAUGACUCUGUUACUUUCAGGCAAUGAAAAAGGAAAGGCCGUAUUGAGCAUGUCUGGGAAGACUGGAGAUCAUAUUAUGUUUUACAGUUGUUGAAAGCAGAGAAGGCUCCAAUUUAUUUCACGCAACAGAGUGUAGAUUAUAAUUACAAUUAAGAAUGAUUGACUGAUAACAUUGAUUCCUGGUAUUAUUUUAAAAAACGCCUUCAUGGAGUUUUCAAAGGUGAGUUUAAGAAGGAACAAUACAACAGGGCCUGUCAUGUUUGCUUUUCGGUGCAAGGGUUGCUUUAAUCACCUUUAUCACAAGUCAUGUGGUAUAUAGACUUGUAAAUAUCAGACCUCAGGAUAAGACCCAGAUGCAGACAGAGGUCAGUAGUCCAGAUCAGAGUUCAAAAGGUACAGAAUGGCAGGCAGUCUCAGGGCAGGCAGAGGUCAAUAAUCCAGGGUGGUGUGUUAAGGUACAAAACGGCAGGCAGGCUCAAGGUCAGGGCAGGCAGAAUGGUCAAAACAGGGAAAACUAGAAAACAGGGACUAGAGCGAAAGCAGGAGUACGGGAAAACCGCUGGUAGGCUUGAUGAGAUAAGACGAACUGGCAACAGACAAACAGAAAAAACUGGUAUAAAUGCACAGGGGAUAAUGGGGAAAAUGGGCGACACCUGGAGGGGGGUGGAGACAAGCACAAGACAGGUGAAACAGAUCAGGGUGUGACAGUAAAAUGAGAGGAGGACUGUGAGUCAUAGUCAAUAAAAGGUUUCUCAAGGAAGGGAACACCUAAAGAAUAACUAGCAGUUAGACACUGUGAACAUAGUGGGGAACAACAUGACAAAUUCAUUCUAACUAACUAAUGAAUUAUCUGUACUGAAUAGGAGUAUUAUGACACUGACGUGAAAUGUAAAGUCACAUAUUCUAUGUACCAAACGGGUAGUUUUCGAUUCAGUAAAAUCAGGAAGUGAAUUAAAUUCAUACAUUUUAAAUUGCCCAUUGUGUGUUAUGAGGAUUUUUCAGUUAAUUAAUUGAAUUUCAAUUGGGAAUAUGCAUGCCUAUAGAUGACCAAUGAUCAGCAGUGAAUACUGUAUAUCUGUAUCUAACUAAAGAGUGAUAAUAUUCUCUUUUCCCAGUGACAAAGGAUGACGCUAGCAGCACUUCCAGUGACUCUGGUAAUGUUAUUCAAAAGUAUUGCCUGUUAUUCUAUCUUAUACAUAGACAGUGAAUGCUGUUGAAACUAUGGAAGUACUGAUGUUAGUUCUGCUGUUCCAGGUCAAGGCAGCAAUGCAUGUCUAGAGAGGGAGCCAAUCCUGACAAAUGGAGGUAAUAUAAUUGGUCCUUUAAAAAAACAAAACAUAUAUACACACACAUAUAUAUACACACAUAUAUAUAUAUAUAUAUAUAUAUAUAUAUAUAUAUAUAUAUAUACAUAUAUACUGUAUAUACACAUAUAUAUAUACACAUAUAUAUAUACACAUAUAUAAAAUAUAAAAUAAAAUAUAAUAUAUAUAUAUAUAUAUAUAUAUAUAUAUAUACAGUGAGGGAAAAAAGUAUUUGAUCCCCUGCUAUUUUUGUACGUUUGCCCACUGACAAAGACAUGUGUAAUGAAUACUCGGACAGAGUGGUAAGAUCCAAUCGCAGAAUAGCGAUGCUUUAUUAGAGUACAGACAAGGGAAUAGCUUAAUCGUGGUCGGGCGGGCUGUGGUCAAAACCGGGCCAGGCAUAGACAGGCAGAGGUACCAAUGGAGCGGGCUUAGUCGUAGUCGAGGGCACAGGCACAGGAUCAGAGGACGGUAAUCACUGGGGUAGACAAGCAGAGGAUUAAGCAAUACGGGGAGUCAAACAACAAGGCACAGGUCGGAUACACAGGUAAUCAAAAACAACAAACUCUCUCUCUCGGAACAAAACGCUUAGCAAGUCACAAUGGAACAAUACCUCGCGCCGACUGAGCUUCUGAGCACACCUUAAAUCCUACACUAAUUACUGACAGGUGUGCUCAGAACUCAGGUGAACCAGAUCGAGUCUGAUGUCUCCCCCUCUCUGUAGAUCGGGGAAGUGUCAGACUCUGUCUAGACCCUGCCAACCCCCGAUCCCUUACAACAUGAUCAUUCUAUAAUUUUAAUGGUAGGUUUAUUUGAACAGUGAGAGACAGAAUAACAACAACAAAAUCCAGAAAAACGCAUGUCAAAAAUUUUAUAAAUUGAUUUGCAUUUUAAUGAGGGAAAUAAGUAUUUGACCCCUCUGCAAAACAUGACUUAGUACUUGGUGGCAAAACCCUUGUUGGCAAUCACAGAGGUCAGACAUUUGUUGUAGUUGGCCACCAGGUUUGCAAACAUCUCAGGAGGGAUUUUGUUCCACUCCUAUUUGCAGAUCUUCUCCAAGUCAUUAAGGUUUCGAGACUGACGUUUGGCAACUCGAACCUUCAGCUCCCUCCACAGAUUUUCUAUGGGAUUAAGGUCUGGAGACUGGCUAGGCCACUCCAGGACCUUAAUGUGCUUCUUCUUGAGCCACUCCUUUGUUGCCUUGGCCGUGUGUUUUGUGUUAGACACUGUGAACAUAGUGGGGAACAACAUGACAAAUUCAUUCUAACUAACUAAUGAAUUAUCUGUACUGAAUAGGAGUAUUAUGACACUGACGUGAAAUGUAAAGUCACAUAUUCUAUGUACCAAACGGGUAGUUUUCGAUUCAGUAAAAUCAGGAAGUGAAUUAAAUUCAUACAUUUUAAAUUGCCCAUUGUGUGUUAUGAGGAUUUUUCAGUUAAUUAAUUGAAUUUCAAUUGGGAAUAUGCAUGCCUAUAGAUGACCAAUGAUCAGCAGUGAAUACUGUAUAUCUGUAUCUAACUAAAGAGUGAUAAUAUUCUCUUUUCCCAGUGACAAAGGAUGACGCUAGCAGCACUUCCAGUGACUCUGGUAAUGUUAUUCAAAAGUAUUGCCUGUUAUUCUAUCUUAUAUUACUUACAUAG